This is a messenger RNA of Rangifer tarandus platyrhynchus (Svalbard reindeer), 1771 nucleotides long. Lineage: Eukaryota; Metazoa; Chordata; Mammalia; Artiodactyla; Cervidae. The record is from the annotation of a GenBank genome assembly.
AUGACUGUCACCUACUCGAGCCAAGUGGCCAAUGCCCGUUUAGGCUCCUUCUCCCGCCUGCUGCUGUGCUGGCGAGGCAGCAUCUACAAACUGCUCUACGGCGAGUUUCUCAUCUUUCUGCUCUGCUACUACAUCAUCCGCUUCAUUUACAGGAUGGCCCUCACAGACGAACAGCAGGUGAUUUUUGAGAAGCUAACUCUGUAUUGUGACAGCUACAUCCAGCUCAUCCCCAUCUCCUUCGUACUGGGCUUCUACGUGACGCUAGUCGUGACCCGCUGGUGGAACCAGUAUGAGAACCUGCCGUGGCCCGACCGCCUCAUGAACCUGGUGUCGUCCUUCGUGGAGGGCAAGGACGAGCAAGGCCGGAUGCUGCGGCGCACGCUCAUGCGCUAUGCCAACCUGGGCAACGUGCUCAUCCUGCGCAGCGUCAGCGCUGCGGUCUACAAACGCUUUCCCAGCCCACAGCACCUGGUGAAAGCAGGCUUCAUGACACCCUCGGAACACAAACACUUACAAAAACGGAGCUUGCCACACAACUCGUUCUGGAUGCCCUGGGUGUGGUUUGCCAACCUGUCAACAAAGGCAUGGAUUGGAGGUCGGAUUCGGGACCCUAUCCUGCUCCAGAGCCUGCUCAACGAAAUGAACACCUUGCGUACUCAGUGUGGACAGCUGUAUGCCUACGACUGGAUCAGCAUCCCACUGGUGUACACUCAGGUGGUGACCGUGGCAGUAUACAGCUUCUUCCUGGCUUGCCUGAUUGGGCGGCAGUUUCUGAACCCAGCCAAGGCCUACCCUGGCCAUGAGAUGGACCUCGUUGUACCCCUCUUCACAUUCCUGCAGUUCUUCUUCUAUGCUGGCUGGUUGAAGGUGGCAGAGCAACUCAUCAACCCAUUUGGAGAGGAUGACGAUGACUUUGAGACCAACUGGAUUGUUGACAGGAGCUUGCAGGUGUCCCUAUUGGCUGUCGACGAGAUGCAUCAGGACUUGCCACCGAUGGAGCGAGAUAUGUACUGGAAUGAGCCAGAACCACAUCCCCCCUACACAGCUGCUUCUGCCCAAUCUCGCCGACCUUCCUUUUUUGGCUCCACCUUCAACAUCAGUCUGGAUAAGGAAGACAUGGAGUUUCAGCCAGAUCUAGAGGAGCAAGAGGGUGCUCACACUGGCAUCAUUGGCCGCUUCCUAGGGCUGCAAUCCCACGACCGCCAGUCCCCCAGGACAAACUCAAAAACCAAACUACUGUGGCCCAAGAAAGAAGUCCUUUCGCAUGAGAACCAGCCCAAGAACCUUGGAGGGGCCGGACAGAACACUAGCGACCAGGAAGACAGCAAGGCCUGGAAGGGGGAAGAUGUUUUCAAGUCCGCGGUGCUCUAUGGAAGGUCAGGCUACCACAGUGCCCCACAGACACCACUCAGCCACACCCCUAUGGUCUUCCCACCUGGACAGUCAGCACCCUCAAGUCUUCGCAGAAUCUCAGGCAUAGAUGACCCUAUCAAAGAUCAAAGCCUUCAUCCUGCAACCCCCAGGUCCAAGAAGAGUUUUGAAUUGCUCCCAGAGAAUCCUGGGGCCUCAACAGAGCACCCAGAAGCGAUUCACAUGAAGAGGAAAACUGUCGAGUUUAACCUGAUGGACAUGUCAGAGGCCCCUGAACAUCUCAGAGAACCACAUUUGGGACAGUCAACAAGCAACAUACACACUAUACUCAAAGAUCAUGGAGAUCCUUAUUGGGACUUGGAACAACAGGUCUGUCCUCUACUCAAACCAGGGCCACUAA